CGGCGACCGGCCCGGGUGGGGCGAAUGCCGUCCCGGCGGGUGUCCUGGGUCUGGGGCCGAAGUCCAGGCGGACUGUCCCGGUCCCGGCAGCACCGCCCUCCUGCGUCCAGCGCUGGGAGCGGGCCUAGCGCGCUCGCCUCGCCCCUCCUCGAGCCGGGCUCCAGGGUUUCCCGGCUCUGGCCCCGCACCGCUGGCACCCUGAAGAGAGUCGCUGGCCGUGGUGGCCGCAGGGGAAAGUUAGCUGCAAGUGGUCAGGACCUUGUCUGUCCUGAUUAUCAGUGUGUGUCCCCAGUGCCCAGUAGCUGGUAGCUGUUCACAAAACUUGUGGAAUGAACACUUGGCUGUGACAGAUAACAGGAAUCUUCACAAACUAUUGACAUCAAUACUCUCUUAUGAAAGUGGACAGGAAUUUAUUUGCAUUAUAAUCUGCAUAUCCUUGAUAUCUGUCAACAAAUUUCAAGAAUAGAAUAGAGAACUAAAAAUCAUAAGGAGGAUAUUUCUGCAUCUUGAAAGUAAAACAAAAAUCUUUGGAAUAUAUGGAUUUUUGUCACUUUCUGUGAACUAAAGCGAUUCAAUGUCUCUUUUGGAUUGUUUCUGCACUUCAAGAACACAAGUUGAAUCACUCAGACCUGAAAAACAGUCUGAAACCAGUAUCCAUCAAUACUUGGUUGAUGAGCCAACCCUUUCCUGGUUGCCUCCAUCCACUAGAGCCAGUGAAGUGAUAUGUUCCACCAAUGUUUCUCACUAUGAGCUCCAAGUGGAAAUAGGAAGAGGAUUUGACAACUUGACUUCUGUCCAUCUUGCACGGCAUACUCCUACAGGAACACUGGUAACUAUAAAAAUUACAAAUCUGGAAAACUGCAAUGAAGAACGCCUGAAAUCUUUACAGAAAGCGGUGAUUCUAUCCCACUUUUUCCAGCAUCCCAAUAUUACAACUUAUUGGACAGUUUUCACUGUUGGCAGCUGGCUUUGGGUUAUUUCUCCAUUUAUGGCCUAUGGUUCAGCAAGCCAGCUCUUGAGGACCUACUUUCCUGAAGGAAUGAGUGAAACUUUAAUAAGAAAUAUUCUCUUUGGAGCUGUGAGAGGGUUGAACUAUCUGCAUCAAAAUGGCUGUAUUCAUAGGAAUUUUAAAGCCAGCCAUAUCCUCAUUUCUGGUGAUGGCCUGGUGACCCUCUCUGGCCUUUCCCAUCUGCAUAGUUUGAUUAAGCACGGACAGAGGCAUAGGGCUGUGUAUGAUUUCCCACAGUUCAGCACGUCAGUGCAGCCGUGGCUGAGUCCAGAACUACUGAGACAGGAUUUACAUGGGUAUAAUGUGAAGUCAGAUAUUUACAGUGUUGGGAUUACAGCAUGUGAAUUAGCCAGUGGGAAGGUACCUUUCCAGAACAUGCACAGUACUCAAAUGCUGUUACAGAAACUAAAAGGUCCUCCUUAUAGCCCACUGGAUAUCAAUAUUUUCCCUCAGUCAGAAUCCAGAAUGAAAAGUUCCCAAUCAGGUGUAGACUCUGGGAUUGGAGAAAGUGUACUUGUCUCCAGUGGAACUCACACAAUAAAUAGUGACCGAUUACAUACACCAUCCUCAAAAACCUUCUCUCCUGCUUUCUUUAGCUUGGUACAGCUUUGUUUGCAACAAGAUCCUGAGAAAAGGCCAUCAGCAAGCAGUUUGUUGUCUCAUGUUUUCUUCAAACAGAUGAAAGAAGAAAGCCAGGAUUCAAUACUUUCACUGUUGCCUCCUGCUUAUAACAAGCCAUCAGUAUCACUGCCUCCAGUGUUACCUUGGACUGAACCAGAAUGCAAUUUUCCUGAUGAAAAAGACUUAAUCUGGGAAUUCUAGGGCUGCCAAAUCAUUUUAUGUCCUAUAUACUUGACAUUUUCUCCUUGCUGCUUUUUCUUCUGUAUUGUUAGGUACAAAUACCAGAAUUAUACUUGAAAAUACAGUUGGUGCACUGGAGAAUUAUUUAAAACCACUCUGUUUAAAGGGGCAUGAAUUUAUAGUCCCUCCAUUUGGCUCAGAGUGCUAUCAGAACUCCAGGGAAACAUUAGAUUUAUUGAUCUAGCCACAGUUAGUGUCAUCUGUUCUUGACUUUUUUUCCCCCUGAGAUGUGACUAACUCCUCUCUUGAUCUCUCAGUAUAAUUUUUGAGCCAGUUAAUAUUUUUACCAUUUUGCUGUCCUCUUGGGAUGAGCCCUCAGAAGACAGUAUUUCCAAAUACAUCUUUUUCUUCCAGAUUCUCUAGCCUUUUUGAUCAUCUAUAAUUAAACCAGUGGGCUAGUUUAUCCUGGUAUCAGACCCUUUUUUGGUAGAAGGGAAAAUGUUUAUACUUUCCCUUUUUUUUCUGUUAAUUACUUAGGUAACAGCAAACCAAGCCUCAUUAAAUGGUUCACUUGAAUUUAUAGAGAAAUUGUAAUUUGCUUUUUGUUUUUAAAAAAAGAGGGGGCUAAAUAACACUUUUCUACCUAUGUAAAUUAUAGAUCCUAAAUUCAUGCACCCUGUGGGAGCUCAAUAAAGAUUUAUUGAAUUGA
Molecule: messenger RNA, 2519 nt
Organism: Microcebus murinus (gray mouse lemur)
Lineage: Eukaryota; Metazoa; Chordata; Mammalia; Primates; Cheirogaleidae
Source: RefSeq, a predicted model, not a curated record